Molecule: messenger RNA, 2958 nt
Organism: Anastrepha ludens (Mexican fruit fly)
Lineage: Eukaryota; Metazoa; Arthropoda; Insecta; Diptera; Tephritidae
Gene: Tps1
Exons: 7
Coding region: 190-2685 (831 amino acids)
Biological process (GO): trehalose biosynthetic process
Cellular component (GO): cytosol; alpha,alpha-trehalose-phosphate synthase complex (UDP-forming)
Molecular function (GO): catalytic activity
Source: RefSeq, a predicted model, not a curated record
UCGAGCGUGGUUUACAAGCCGUAUCCUGAACGAGAUUUAGUUCAGUUCGUUGUUGAACUUCCCACUGAUCGUAACGUUUGUUAAUUAGUAACAACAGCAACACUUUGGACGCAGCACACCUUAUAGGCCAGGCAUUCCCGACAACAAUAUUUACAUGCUCAGUGGUAGCAACAGUGUAAAAGUUUUCUAAUGGGUCCAAUUUUAAAUUUUUUGGCAUAUACGGCGAGCUGUAACAACACAAUGGUCGAAACAGAAAUCGUUAUUACGAACUCAUCGGAGCCCGUCACGAAGGCCAGCUUGAUUGUGGUCUCGAAUCGUUUGCCCUUCGUUUUGAGUCGUGAUCCCAAAACCGAAAAAUUGGAACGUAAAGCCAGCGCUGGUGGACUUGUAACUGCUGUCUGUCCUGUGGUGAUUAAAGGUAAAGGCUUGUGGGUCGGCUGGCCUGGCAUACAUCUUGCCGAUCCGAAUGAGCCAAUACCCGAAUCGAACCCAUCUGACCAAACGCCCACAGCAGGCUUGAAAUCCGAUCAGGUUGUUUCCGUCAAUGUGAACCCCGCGAUUUUCAAUAGCUACUACAAUGGCUGCUGCAAUAAGAUCUUUUGGCCGCUCUUCCAUUCGAUGCCCGGCCGCGCCACGUUCGGCGCCGAUCACUGGCACAACUAUGUAACGGUGAAUAAGCACUUCGCAGCGCGUACCAUCGAGGCGCUCGAAAAGUGUUUGAAGCAAAACAAGGCGCUAGAUAACAAUACACCGCCGAUUGUUUGGAUUCACGAUUAUCAUUUGAUGCUUGCCGCCAAUUGGAUACGUGAGAAGGCCGAAGAGAAACAGCUGCCAUGCCGGCUUGCGUUCUUUUUGCAUAUACCCUUCCCACCAUGGGACAUUUUCCGUUUAUUCCCUUGGGCCGACGAGCUUCUCCAAGGCAUGCUGGGCUGUGAUAUGGUCGGUUUUCAUAUACAGGACUACUGUCUGAAUUUUGUCGACUGUUGUCAACGCAAUUUGGGUUGCCGUGUCGAUCGCAAUAAUCUGUUGGUUGAACAUGGUGGACGCACUGUACGCGUACGACCACUGCCCAUUGGUAUACCAUAUGAGCGAUUUGUGACCUUGGCAAAGAAUGCCGGUAAAGUGCUGAAGAGCGAUAAGCAGCAGGUCAUUUUGGGCGUUGAUAGGCUGGACUACACUAAGGGUUUGGUGCAUCGUUUGAUGGCUUUCGAAGCGCUGUUAGAGAAAUAUCCACAGCAUAAGGAGAAGGUCAGCUUGUUGCAGAUUUCCGUCCCAUCACGCACAGAUGUCAAGGAGUACAGAGAGCUGAAGGAGGAAGUGGAUCAGUUGAUUGGCCGCAUAAAUGGCCGCUUCACCACAGCCAACUGGGCGCCCAUACGCUACAUCUACGACUAUGUGGCACAGGAUGAUUUGGCCGCACUGUAUCGUGAUGCUGCCGUAUGUCUCGUUACACCGCUGCGGGAUGGCAUGAAUUUGGUGGCAAAAGAAUUUGUGGCAUGCCAGAUCAAUCAGAGUCCCGGCGUAUUGGUAAUUUCCCCCUUUGCAGGCGCUGGUGAAAUGAUGCACGAAGCAUUGCUGUGCAAUCCGUACGAAGUGCACGCCGCAGCUGAAGUCAUACAUCGUGCGCUUACGAUGCCCGAGGACGAGCGUAUACUACGUAUGAGCCGUUUGCGGAGACGCGAGUCUGAAUGUGAUGUUAGCCAUUGGAUGCGUUCAUUCCUCAAGGCUAUGGGCACACUAGAUGUGGAUGAUGUGGGCACCACAAUCAUGCAACCGGUCACUGUCGACGACUUCGAUGACUAUCUACUGAAAUACAUCGGUUACAAUCAUAAGUUGGCCUUGUUGUUGGACUACGAUGGUACUCUAGCGCCCAUAGCUCCUCACCCUGAUCUCGCUACGCUAUCGCCUGAAAUUAAGAAUGUGCUCUUUAAGCUUUCAAAUCACUCCGAUGUCUAUGUCGCCGUUAUUUCCGGACGUAAUGUCGAUAAUGUGAAGCGGAUGGUGGGCAUCGAAGGCAUUACCUAUGCGGGUAAUCAUGGUUUGGAAAUUCUGCAUCCUGAUGGCAGUAAAUUCGUGCAUCCUAUGCCAAUCGAGUACGAGGACAAAGUUAGUCAUUUACUGAAGGCACUGCAAGAUUCGGUCUGUCGUGAUGGCGCUUGGGUAGAGAAUAAAGGCGCAUUGCUCACAUUCCAUUAUCGCGAAACCCCUGCCGAGCUGCGUCCCGCGAUGAUCGAGAAAGCACGUGGUCUUAUCAUUAAAUACGGCUUCAAAGCAACCGAAGCGCAUUGUGCGCUCGAAGCACGUCCUCCCGUACAAUGGAACAAAGGACGAGCCUCAAUCUAUAUACUCCGUACAUCGUUUGGUGUCGACUGGAGUGAACGUAUUAAGAUAAUAUAUGUAGGGGACGAUCUGACAGAUGAGGACGCCAUGGAGGCUCUCAAAGGUAUGGCGCGCACAUUCCGUAUUACCUCGUCGGAUAUCGUGCGCACGGCAGCCGAUCACCGUUUGCCCUCAACCGAUUCGGUGUAUACGUUACUAAAAUGGGUUGAACGUCACUUUAUGGGCCGCAAGGCACGUGCGAAUUCGCUCACCUACCGCAAUCGUCGAGAGGACGGUGUACGUACACAAAUGUCACUGGAAAUCGCGUCCAAAUCGAAUAAUAAUCUCGACGUGGAACACGUAUAGGAAAAGAGUGCCGAGUGUCGAAUGAUUCGAACCCGUUAGUUCGUCUGUAUCAGUGGGCUUUCGAAGAGGUGCAAAGCAAUUCUUAUUAUUUUGCAGAAUUAGUUUUGUUUAGUGAUUAGUGGACAUUAUUGAUAAUUAAAUUACAGGAGAUAUAUUGUAUCUAUGUAUGUGUAUGUGUAAGUUUACGUAUUGAUAAGUUAAGAAUUUAUAUGUGAAUGCAAUAUUAAAUAAUAAAAAAAAACUAUAUGUACAGUAAUAAAAAUAAAAACUAAA